This is a messenger RNA of Miniopterus natalensis, 3146 nucleotides long. The record is from RefSeq and is a predicted model, not a curated record. NCBI's taxonomy places the organism in Eukaryota, Metazoa, Chordata, Mammalia, Chiroptera, Miniopteridae.
UAGAAUUUGAAAACCCUGCUGUGAUUCCAAAAACCACCUGCACUUCAUCAGGAGGGACAAUUAAGUUGCUGCGGUGGGGAAACUGGCAUGCUUAUUCCCAGUGGUGCUACCUGGAAUAGCUUUCAUGCAUCAGACGGACGCAGAAUCUGACCUAUCAGAGAUCCAGCCCCUUCUCUAUGUCAUUGGGAAGAAGAGGCCUGAGCACCAACUGGCAUGUGACAUCUGGUCGGGCUGGGGGGAUGGGCGCUGGUCCAGAGCUAGCCGCAGCCUGACCCUCGCUUAGUCUCCAUGCUGGCAGAUCAAAGCAGAUUCUGGGCCAGAAAGCCCAAGAAGUUACUCCCGGCACUUACACAAAAGUGUAUGAGCUUGGACACUCCUUCCGUUCCUGAGCCUGAUUUUUCAAAGCCAGCCUUGAUUCUGGAGAUAUGGCUCCCGUGGAAGCUUGCCUUUAAUUCUCCCUUGUCUGUGGGGACUUCUCGGGUGAAGUCUGGAGCAGGACUCGGAGGCUUUCUGUCCUCCAUGCCGCUUAUCAGAAGAGGGACUGUGAACUAUCCUUGAUGUGAAUCAAUCCCAUGAUGCAACAUGCCUCCCCAGCCCCAGCUCUGACGAUGAUGGCCACGCAAAAUGUCCCUCCCCCACCCUACCAGGACAGUCCACAGAUGACGGCAACUGCUCAGACACCCUCUAAGGCCCAGGCUGUCCAUAUCUCCGCGCCCUCCGCUGCUGCCAGCACUCCCGUGCCCAGUGCCCCCAUUGACCCCCAGGCCCAACUGGAGGCUGACAAGCGAGCUGUGUACAGGCACCCUCUUUUCCCGCUCCUGACGCUGCUGUUUGAGAAAUGUGAACAGGCCACCCAGGGCUCCGAGUGCAUCACCUCCGCCAGCUUUGACGUGGACAUCGAGAACUUUGUUCACCAGCAGGAGCAAGAGCACAAACCCUUCUUCAGCGAUGACCCAGAACUGGACAAUCUGAUGGUGAAGGCAAUCCAGGUCCUGAGAAUCCACCUGCUGGAGUUGGAGAAAGUCAAUGAACUCUGCAAGGACUUUUGUAACCGUUACAUCACCUGCCUCAAAACCAAGAUGCACAGCGAUAACCUGCUCAGGAAUGAUCUCGGGGGGCCCUACUCCCCCAACCAGCCCUCCAUAAACCUUCACUCACAGGACCUCCUGCAGAAUUCUCCCAAUUCCAUGUCCGGAGUCUCCACUAACCCCCAGGGGAUUGUGGUCCCAGCCUCAGCACUCCAGCAGAGCAACAUCGCCAUGACAACUGUCAACUCACAAGUGGUGUCAGGUGGAGCCUUAUACCAGCCAGUUACCAUGGUAACCUCCCAGGGUCAGGUGGUCACCCAAGCAAUCCCCCAGGGAGCCAUCCAGAUCCAGAACACACAGGUUAACCUUGACCUCACUUCCCUCCUGGACAAUGAGGAUAAGAAGUCCAAGAACAAGCGAGGAGUCUUGCCCAAGCAUGCCACCAAUAUCAUGCGGUCUUGGCUCUUCCAGCAUCUCAUGCACCCCUACCCCACGGAGGAUGAGAAGAGGCAGAUCGCGGCCCAGACAAACCUCACCCUCUUGCAAGUCAACAACUGGUUCAUCAAUGCCCGGAGGCGCAUCCUGCAGCCCAUGCUUGAUGCCAGCAACCCAGACCCUGCCCCUAAAGCCAAGAAGAUCAAGUCCCAGCACCGACCCACCCAAAGAUUCUGGCCCAACUCCAUUGCUGCGGGGGUGCUGCAGCAGCAGGGUGGCGCCCCGGGGACAAACCCCGACGGCUCCAUCAGCCUGGACAGCCUGCAGUCCCUGUCCUCAGACAACGCCACCAUGGCCAUGCAGCAGGCCAUGAUGGCCGCGCACGACGACUCGCUGGACGGGACGGAGGAAGAGGAGGAGGAGGAGCUGGAGGAGGAAGAGGAGGACCUGGAGGGGGAGGCCGACGAGCUGCCCGCCGCGGCCGUCAGCGACCUGGGCUUGGAACACAGUGACUCCCUGGAGUAGUUGGCGGCCCAGCUGGCACCGAUCACCACGCGGGAGAGAGUGUUGCCAGGAGGGUUUUGGGGUGGGGGGGAAGGGGACAUGGGCAGGCAGCACUGGGAGGCCGGGCCCAGCUUCCCAAAAUCAGUAGCUUGAGGAAACGCAGAGGAGACACCUCCUCCUUCCCAACCGCCAAGCUCCCGUGGCACCCCAGCCCCGCGUCCCCAGAACCGCGGAGGACUCUGUCUGGUGGCGCCAGUCAAGCAGCCUGCAUGGAAAGGCAGGAGCGAGACCUGGAUUCGUCAAAUCCCCGAGGACAGAUGGCGCCCCAGGCCCCCUGGCUGAAGGACUUGAGUUGUCACGAGCCCUGCGCUGUGAGGCAGAUCAGCGCUGUUCUCAGAGGGAGCCUUUGCCGGGGGACGGAGUUAGGAGAAAAGGCAAACGCAAAGGGGGCUCGGGUUCCACCCCCAAAGGCUCGGCUCCUUUGAGACAUUCAAGGGCAGGAGGGAGCCCAAACAUUUAGCCAGCGGCUCGAGUGGGAGGGCCUGAGGCAUCGCACCUCACAGAUCAAGUGAGCCCUGGAUUCCGUGGGGCUCCAGCUCAAUCUUCCGAGGCCCCAUCGCUGGGCUCAGGCCACCGUGGACUCGGGAGAGAGAGGGAUGGAGCCACCGGAGCCGACUCUCUCCCUCUCUCUCUCCCUCUCCCUCUCCCUCUCUCUCCUGGAAACAAAUGGUAAGCUGGUGGGCUCAAACUGUAGGAGAUCAAGAGGGGCCCCUUCACCCGGGUUGGCUCCAGGACCCAAGGAGGUGGCAGAACCUGGGCCAGGAGACAUAUCAAGGUGACCUUGGGAACGACAGCUGUUCCUAGGGGUUCACAGAACUCAGCUCCUAUAGCUACAGGACAGUGGUGUCUUCUCCCAGGUGUCCCAGCCCUCAGAUGUCCCACGCCCUCCGCAGGCCACCAGGAGGGUGGAGCGAGGUUAGCUUGGAACCCUUGCACCCUCGGCCCCCACGCUGGCCCUCCGCUCCCGCUGGCUUCACCGGCCCCAGCCUCUCUUCACUUUACCCUUCCGAGAAGGCAGAAGAAACAUUGGGGAGAAGCAGCCAGCGCAGUGAGGAGCCAGGGCUUGGAGAAGGUGCUACUUACCUCCUCCCUCCCAUUUCCAAAGGGGGGGGCCCAGAG